This is a messenger RNA of Nilaparvata lugens (brown planthopper), 3269 nucleotides long. RefSeq lists its product as uncharacterized. The transcript has a single exon. The record is from RefSeq and is a predicted model, not a curated record. Lineage: Eukaryota; Metazoa; Arthropoda; Insecta; Hemiptera; Delphacidae. Bases 236 to 1024 code for a protein of 262 amino acids.
GAUUGGUUGAUAAGUAGGCCGUGACGUCACCCGGACGGAAACUUACUUAUAUGGGUAGUGUUGUCAGCGGCCUCCACUUCAGUUGGAAAUUUUCUCGAGUGAACAUUGACUGGAUUACGGUAACCUGUGUCGAUCGUAGUUCAUGUGACGUUCGUGUGAUCUUGUGUUUGUUAAAAACUGUGUUUUAAAGUUUGUUUGUUCUUAUCAACAUUAAAAACAGUUCGGUAGUUGAAGUAUGGCUACGGAUGCGCAAAGGUUAAUCAGCAUUUCGCUGACAAAAAUCGCGCAAUCUCGUAGUCAACGUGGUGGAGUGAGUUUACACAAAAACCUGUUGGUUGCCACAGUUCUUCAGAAAGCCAGAUAUAUAUUCAUGGAAGAAGCCUACCACAUGGUGCACUCACCGACCCAGUACUCUCAGGAUUACACCAACUACGACGAGGAUAACUUGAUCGCACUGACCGCCGAAGAAGCGGGAAUCAGUCCGACAACAGCAUCGUCACCGGCGGCUGCAACAGAUGCAGACGCAGGCGUUCCCGACAUGUCAUACCUGCAGUCACCUGCUGCCUGUGUGCGAUGUCCCGACCACGACAAGGAGAACCAUGCACCCUCCCACGAAACACCCACCUACCUCGACCUGGACAAGGCACCUCGUGAGCAGAGUGUUGUCAUCCUGCGUGAGAGGUCGUCCUCGACGCCGUCAUCCCCGUCCACCCGGUGUCUGAAGAGGAGGCGAGCCGUCGCUGAAUGGGAGACCGAGGAAGCCGUUCUCAGCAUCCUGCCUAAGCGAGCCAAGACCACUACAGAGGACGACUCUGUCUUCCUCGACGAAUCCACCUUGCUGUCAGAAUGCGACGAGGAUAGUGGUGCUACGACUAUGGAAAUCGACAGAAUCACCAGCUUAGUGUCCAUCUUCAGCUUCGGAGGCCAGCUGACGAGGUCCUCCUCCACACCCGAUUUAUGUUCUGCUCAGGCUAAGGAAACUGACUCAUUAACGCAGAGGCCGUUCUUAGCAAUGACAGUCUGAAUAACUGUGCGUCUGACGUGGCUGCAGCAUUUUCCUACCUUUCACAGGUAAAGUAUUGUCUCAAAACGUUUGAUAAUUGUCAAGUUUGUGAGCCAGCUCAACAUACCUACUAAUAUUCAUUUGAUCUGAUCACAUCAAUAUUUUUAUUCAUUCUUUUCCACAAGGGAAAUCCCGUUUUUAUGAUCUGGAUGUUCAUUAAUUUAUUUUGAGGUUAGAUACGGUAUAUCUCAUAAUUAUUCUUGAAGAACAUUAUUUUUUAUAUAUUCGGAUGAUAAAGAUAUGUUUUGUUACUGAAUAGCUUGAAAGUUAGGUAACUAGUGCAUUUUUCAACUUUGUCAGAUGACCCUUUAUAUGACUCGCUUGACAAUUACCUUACGUUUUGCCUAUGUUUUCUCUCACAAUAUCUUUUUUAACCUGAAUAUUCUUCAAAAUGAAGAAAUUCAAUCAAUCUACCAUUCUAUCCAAUGGGCUCAAGAUACUGCAUGUUUUAAACAUUUUUCCAGUAGAAUUUCGUCUACCUAGUAUAAUUUUGAAAUUUUAAUUUUUCCAUAUUUAGUUCUAUUCAUUCUUGAGAAUUCACAAUCAAUCAUAUAACUCAACAAACUGAAUUUAGCCUAAUAUUUUGGAAAUAUCUUCCUGGAUUGCCCUCUGAAUAGAUCUUUCCAGUAGGAGUAGCUUAAAUAGUUGAUAGUAUACUUCAACAGGAGUAUAAUAUAAUAGUAUUUGUUUGUCCACCAGCAGUCCAGCAGCCUUGGCUGCGGGAAUCCUCUUUGUAAGAACAUACCAAACUAAAUAUGGGCAAAAAUAUAGAAUUAAUCGAGUUUCUUUAUUAUAUCAUAAACAAUUGUGAAAGAAGAUAUUGACAUAAGAGAAUUUUAAUAAAAUCCCUAUUAUUUCUUAUAGGAAGAACCUAUUUAGAUUUAACUAUUAUAGGCUACUCCAAAGUAUUAACAAUUUUGCCAAUUGCCCAAUAAGGUAUUGAUUAGCUAAUUUAUAGCUAUUGACUAAAUCAUUACCAACGUUGAAUAUUUUAUAUAUUAGCUCAUCAAUGAAAAUAAACUACCUACCUAAUUAGGCUUAGGUACUGUAAAUCCAUCGACCUCUUCAAAUCAAAUGCAUUUGACUGUCAUUAAUGUGAUUGAGGAUUGAUUGAAAUAGAAUUCACAAUUAUAGAUAAAUUUGUAUUGUUUUGAAAUGAUCAAAGUAUAAUGUGUGGUUCUAUUAUGUACUAAUUUAUUACUGUAUCAGAUCUGAAGCCACUUGAAUUCAACUUAAUCAUAGCAGAUUCUUCAUUAAUGAAGGUAAUUCAUUCAUGUCCCGUUAUUCUAUUAUUUGAUUUUACUAUGCCCAAUCUAAUUUGAAUGUUGGAUAUUGUGAUUGAAUAACAGGUGACAACUGACGCGCCAGGUGGUUGUGUGUGUGUGUGUGUGUGUGUGUGUGUGUGUGGUGUUGCAUUGACAGCCAGCAACGAACUAUUGUGAUCUCGAAAUUGUUAGUUUUAAGUACCGCAUUCGGCCGGCCGAUCCGAGUUACCAACAAGGCCUGUAUUUUAAAGCAAACGUUUUAAAAGUUUAUAUUGGUAAAAUUAUUUUUGUAUAUUUCGGUAAUUUGCCGUAUUGUGAUACAGAAGCUUAGCAAAUAUUGUAAAUUUUCUGUAUUUUUUGUACAUAUUGUAAAUUGAUUAUGUACAUAAUGGGAAAUAUUAUGGCAUACCGGUAUGCUCAUUAUUAUUCAGAUUCUUGAAUUUAUUGUUUUAAUUGCAUGGGAGCAGUACUAGUAGUUAUACUUAUUUUCAUAAACGCAUAAAAUGAGUCCCAAUUUUAUAAAUGAUGUAGAAUGUAGAAGAAUACCCAUCGAUGACACUAGAGUUGCAAUUUCCUUUCAUAAAUAAGUGUUUCUAAAGUAUAUCAUUAAUAGUCAGUUGACAAUGUUGCCAAUUUUUCUCUGUAUCUUAUAUGAUUUAAUUUUUUUUAACUAUUGGUGGCCUUUGCAAUUAACUAUUUUCAACUGCUCCUGUUGCCUUGUUUAAAUUUUCUAUUUUUUAAAACAAGAGUUUAACGCACAGAGAUUUUUUUAUAAAUUAUUUUUGUAUUUUGGUCAUUAUCAACAUAGAAACAAGCAUUUCUGUGAAAAAUAUCACAAUUUUGUAAAUUUAUUGGUUCUGUUUUAAGAACCCAAGUAUUGUAGCUAGAUCUAUCAUUUGUACAUAGAAGUAAGAUUUAUAAUAAAACAAGUUAUACUUUAA